AAGCAUAGCAAAUUUCGUUGAGUGCUCCAAAGUCUCGUGCUGACGCUGAGUCUGCCUCCCAGAUAGAAAUUGAGUCUCUCGCGUGACACAACGUGCGUCCAAACGAGCGGAAAGUUUUUCCCAGUGUGUGUGUUUGAAGUUGACUCUGUUUUUAUUUCUUUGCUUUUGUGUUGCUCAUUCGCUUGAGCAGCAGCUGCUGUGCCGCCCCCACAAUAGCGGCAGUCGGUCAUUGAAAACCCAAACGGCAAGAGUAUAAAUACAAAUAGAAGUAUAAAAUAUAUUUAGCAAGGAAUUUGCAAUGCAAAUGUGUUUCGCAUAAGAGUCAAAGUCAAAGCAAACAAAACUACGUAAAAAUAACAAUUGUGUUGAAAUCAAAACGUGUGUUAAAAAAAAAACUAACGACAAAGCGAGUGCAAAAUAUCGAUUUUUUAAGACCGCGUCGAUGACCUCGACGACAACUACACCGACAACAACUGUAUAAAAGCAAAAGCUGAGUUGGCAACAGGGAGAGGCUAAGAAACGAUUUUGCCCAAAAUCUAAUUGAGCCACGUUUUACAUAAUUGCUCAAGCGCAUAAAACAAAAGCAAACGCAGAAGCAAACGUAAAAGCAAACGCAAAAGUAAAACCAAAACUAGCAAAAACACAAAUUAUAACGGCGUUCGCUAACCGAGUGCAAGUGGAAAAUUUUGUGGCUGCUGCUGCUGCCGCAGGCAGAAGAAGGCGCAAAAGUAGCACGACGCUUCCAGAAGAGAGCGGCCAAAGUAGCUGCAGUCGAAAAUCACAGAGACACAUGCUUAGAUAUCGGCUCGUAUCCACACACUUCCUGAAGCAGCCGUAGUGGGAGAGACAGAAGCAGAGCAAAACGAAGAGAGAACGUUAUAAAGUUAGAGCGAAAACCAAGUGCAAACGCAAUUGCAGCAACUGCAGCUAGCGCAGCAAAACAAAAAGAGAGUGUGUGUGAGAGAGAGAGAGAGAGAGAGAGAUUGACUGUGGACGUGUGACGUCAAACGAAGAGAGCGAUCGCAGGAUAUACGAAUACGAAUCAAAGCAAUACAAUAAGUACAUCAGGUGCGCCGUCUCUGCGCAUUCACUUCCCAAACGUUGCAGUGAGAGGAAGUGCAACAGUGCUGUCCAAUCGAUUAACACCAAUUGUGUGGGUCAGUUAUAAGCUAUUUUCGGCUUAAUCAGCAAUACGAUCGCUUGAACCGCAACAGUUGCAUCAGUUUGCAGCAGAGCGGCAUUUAAUUCGCAUCUAAACGGGGCAAUAUAAUUCAGUCACAACGUAUUCGCUAGGAGUUCUACGCCUACUCGGUUUGAGCUGUUUUCAAUUAAAUAGCGAAAAUGUGCAGAGAUCGCGAUAUGAGUUUGUCAUAGAUCAGCGUAAUCGUCAAUAUAAGGUUAAGAAAAAAAUCAAACUGAUGCUCAACUGAAUGCCAAAAAGUCACAAGAGAACGUUGUGUGGGCGUUUAUUGAGAGAGAGCCUUGGACCAAGCAACAACAACAUCAACAACAACAACAACAACAGCAACGAUAACAACAGCCACAACAACAACAACAACAGCAAUAACAACAUCAACCAGGACGUCGAAUUGCGAUCCAUGCUACAAUACCAAAGUUAACAAUUUAAGCCUACAUCAGCCAUCAUUUAGCCAAAUUUAUUAAAUCAGCAAACAACAACAACAUCAGAUUUCAAAGAUUCACUAUUAUUCGUAAUGUGUGUGUGUGUAUGAGUUUCCUUGCCGGAUUUAUCAUUAUCAUAGCGUGAAAUGUGACUAUUUCUAACAUCUCGUUGACAAGUCCAACAAAUACUCGCGUCAUUUGCCACCCCCCCGCCGCCUAAGAAUCUAAUAAGGGGGCCUCUCAAGCGGUUUCGAUUCAUCGCUGUUCAAAUUCCAACCAAGCGAUAAUCUCUCUCUUUUUAUUAUUUGUGUUCUGUGUUCUGUGUUAACCAACAACGUCGCGCAGCUGGCGAACGUACGUGGAAAAAUCAGCAAAAUUGAAGACUUUGCGAAAAAUCUUUGGAAGUCCGUUAAGGCUUGCAUUUGCGGCAUGCGCCAUCCCACAACUGGCCUUAACGAAGACGACCUAAGUCGUCUCACUGGUUCAUCCUCCUCAUCAUCGUCGUCGUCGUCGUCAUCGUCGUCGGCAUCGUCAACCGCCUCAUCAGCGUCCUCAUCAUCCUCAGCAGCGACAACGCAGAAGCAGAAUCAGAAGCAGCAACAUCCACAGGACAUUUGUGAUGUGGUACAACAGCUGGCGAAUACGGAACAGACGCUGCCACGCUUCAAUUCCACAUAUUUACCCGAAAUCAUAAAUCCACUGGAAUGGCAAAAGUCGCGCAAACGCAAGGAGCGACUGGACAGCAACUCGGCCAGCAGCCAGGAUCGCAAGCUACAGCGCAGCAACAGCGAGGAGCUGCUCACCGAGCCGGAAACUCCAGCGGAUCAGACCACUCAAACCCAUUGCCGGCAAACGCAUUGCGAGGUGAUUAGACGCGUCUCAUCCGAGGAUUUCAAGCGUACCGCCAGCUAUGCCAGCUAUUGCCAGGAGUUUGAGCGUGAUUCCGGUGUCGAUCUGCCGCCCGACAACGGCGAGCAGCAGGAGAACAAUGCUGCGCUGGCCAAUCUGCCGCUGAGCGCCAAUGGCGAGGUAACCAAAGAUCGUGCACGCUACGAGACAAGUCCAGCGCGCUCCCAGCAACAUUCGCCGGUGCGCAAUGGACGGCAGCAACAGUUGCAACAGCUGCAACAGUUGCAGCGGGAGGCGAGCGAUGACAGCGACUGUGAGCACGAGCGUCGACGCAGCAGCGAACGUUUCUGCAAAUCGCGACAGCCGCCGGUGCGCAAAUCCGGCGUAAGCAAAAAGCCCAGUGCGGGUGGGAAAUACUUGCCCUCGCGGCGGGAUGAACAGAGCGCCUACAAAUAUGAUUUGUCGGCAUUAAAGUAUGAGCGUCGUGGUUUUAUAAGCAGCAAGAAGCAGCAACAACAACAGCAGCAACAACAGCAGCAGCAACAAACAACAGCAGCAACUGUUGCCGAUCACAACGACAACAAUCUGAUUGAUUUCCAUCAGCAGCAGCAGCAACAACAACAACAGCAGCAGAGCAAACGCAGCGCCAGCAUCUCACCCACACCAACAACGAGCAGCUCGUGCAGCUCGGCGGGCAGCGAUGAUAGCACACCGAAUGCCACCUGUGCCCAUCCCAUUAAGGCCAAGCCGCCGCAGCGACAGCAGCAGAGUCUGAACUUGACCUCGGCGCAGGAAUCGUUGCCUUGGGGGCGUGGCGAUGAGCCGGCGCCCAUGUUGAGUCGCCGUUACGCCCACUACAGACAUCAUGCGGGCGGCAACAUUGAUGCGGCCGCCAAGCUGUCCAAGGUGAUGCCGUAUCCACAGCAGCAGCCCAAACAGGCGGCCAGCGUGCAGCUGCUGGGCGAGGAUAUGGAUUGCCUGGAGCCGAUGGAUGCAGUGCGUGCGUUUAGUUCGCUGGAGAAUAUGCGCACACGCGAUGUCAUGCAGCAGGUGGUGCCGGCCAUGAUGGCCUUCCAGACGCCCGAGGAGCGGGUCAAGGCCAUUAAUCGACGGGUGACGGCGCUGAAAAAGAAACUGGUGCAGCUGGAGGAUGCGUUGGAGCAGCGUCUGGGCUAUCGGCCAUCGCAGGCGGAGCGACUCAACGAUAAGUACAUGAAGAACGCCCUCGCCGAGCUGAGCAAGCUGCGCAAGGAGCGACACGAGCUUAAGACUGAUCCCAUUGCGGCGCUGGGCAUCAAGGUGGGGGCCAAUGCCAUCGCUGCUUCUCAGCAGGAGGCGGCCAAGAAGCUGGAGCGCAUGAAGAACACACUCUGCGAAAUCGAACAGAAUCUCAGUGAGAAGAGAGCGCAGUGUCAUCGACCGCAGCUGCUGGAGGAGCUGACAUCCGAUCAGCUGGUGCAGGAGAAGACCGCCGUGCAGCAUGGUUUGCUCUAUUUUGAGAGCCUUUAUGGCCAUCCCAUAACCAAGGAGGAGCGGGAUGCAGCACGUCCGCUCUAUGAUCGUUAUCGUCAGCUGAAGCGUUUGGUAUCGCGCAGCAUUAUGUUUGGUGGGGGCAGCGGGGUGCCAGAGUUGCCCACCAUACUGGAGCACGAGGCUAUGGUCUUUGAGGCAACAUCGACACCGCUGCAGUAUUCAUCGAACAACAGCACUGAGACAACAAAUUCACCCAGCGACUCAAUGGCGCCAAAUACAUUAACCCAGAAUGCUUCCUCCGAUGAGUCGACGACCACAACCACAACAACAACAACAACAAACACCGCACCGGAGCAGACGCAGGCGGAGAAUAUAGCGGCGCUCAGCUUGGAUCAGCUGUGGGAGCAGUUGGAGCGCGUGCGGGAUGAGAAGACACUUCUCAAGGCCACAAUUCGCGAGUAUGAGUCCAUAUUCGAGGAGCAGAACGGACGCAAAAUGUUAAAGCUCGAUCGCAAAUCUCUGGAAACCGAAACCUAUGCCCAGUACAAGGAGAAGAAGGCCAAGGUGCGUCUACUGCAGGCGCUUAUCAAGAAGCACAUCGGACACUAGAUAGAUUCAACAUAUUAUUCACAUUCAUCCAAAACUAUUUAUUUCAUCAUACAAGUAGA
Molecule: messenger RNA, 4610 nt
Organism: Drosophila innubila
Lineage: Eukaryota; Metazoa; Arthropoda; Insecta; Diptera; Drosophilidae
Product: protein FAM13A
Exons: 3
Coding region: 2050-4551 (833 amino acids)
Source: RefSeq, a predicted model, not a curated record